AUGUGUGGUUGCAUUCUGCAUCUUCGAAAGGCACUUCCGAAGUCGGACAAUUUAGAGUGUUUCAACUUUUACUUCAACAGAUUAUACACUAAGAUCAAUAUGAGGAUACGUACAACGCUUGCAAGCAUCAUCAAUAUUGCAUAUACUAUCAAUCAAGUGUUUGCUCUCCCAACUAGGGAGAAUUCAAUUGACAUCUUGAAUAAUCAGAUCCCACUUCAGAUUGAUGUGGUACCCAAUAUUCAGGAAGCUGCUAGAGUAGCUAGAACAUUAGUGUCUAGGGAAUCCCUAGUCAAUGUUAAUACUUUCCAAACUCUAGAGUCAAAUUCUGAAGUCUCUCAAAUACCUGUGUCUUCCAUGGAAUAUUACGCAGAUUGUGAUGGUGACGGAGAUCCUUAUUGGCUUGUGGUGGAUAUUGGAUCUACUUUCCGAAAUAUCGAGAAGGGCUCUAGCUACACAUUCACUAUUCGGGUAGGAGACCAUCCUUUAGGUGAAGACGUGGACCCAUCUUAUCCAGGCAGUAUUAAGCAUUCGCCCGCUGGUUCACCAAGAAUCAAUUUGAGAGGGAAGUUGAAAGAUGUGACGUUUGAAAAUCCGUCUGAACAACUCAAAUUGGAAGCUUGUUUCUUGAAGAGGCAUCCAGAUGCAAACGCUUGGCUACCACGAAAUAAGAUCAGUCCUCAUAAAUCACAUUGGGUAAAGUUUAUCGUUGAUGAGGUUUAUAUGGUUGGGGGAUUCGGUGGCUUAGGUUAUAUUGGAACUAUAAAAGGAGAUCUUUAUCAUAAGGCAGAGAUAAUCGAAUCAAAUUAG
Messenger RNA from Priceomyces carsonii, 807 nucleotides. Its product is annotated as CREG family protein. Lineage: Eukaryota; Fungi; Ascomycota; Pichiomycetes; Serinales; Debaryomycetaceae. The transcript has a single exon. Bases 1 to 807 code for a protein of 268 amino acids. The record is from RefSeq and is a predicted model, not a curated record.